Messenger RNA from Aethina tumida (small hive beetle), 4705 nucleotides. Its product is annotated as ral GTPase-activating protein subunit beta. Gene Ontology annotation, molecular function: GTPase activator activity. The record is from RefSeq and is a predicted model, not a curated record. The transcript is spliced from 22 exons. The coding region runs from base 87 to 4568 and encodes 1493 amino acids. Lineage: Eukaryota; Metazoa; Arthropoda; Insecta; Coleoptera; Nitidulidae. Gene Ontology annotation, biological process: activation of GTPase activity; regulation of small GTPase mediated signal transduction.
UUUUGUAUACGUAUAAACGUCAGUUUUGACACAACAAAUAAACAUAAUUUUUAGUGAUAAAUGCGAGUAAAUUAAAAGGCUCGCAUAUGAAUUUAGGACUGUUUAAUCGUAUGAACUUGAAAGAAAGCGGCGACAAUAAAGGAAUGUAUUCAGAAUGGACGUCUUUAAAUCUGAUCGUCCAUCAGUCAGGGGAGGAAAACCAAAGUGUCUUGGAAAAGUUCGGCAAAGCUACAAGUAAGGAUGUAACUCUGGGGCUUGUCAGACAACUUGCCAGCAAUUUGGGCAUCACACAUCCUCCUGAACGAAGCACUCUUACUACUGACAAAGAUGUUCAGUGGUGCAUGGAAGUGUUGUGCUUUGGUUUGUCACUACCACUUUCAGAACAUGAGGCUAUCAAGGAUUGUGUCAAUGUUUAUUGUGAAUGGUUGACAGCUUUGCUACCCAAUCCAAAGAUUUGUGUUCCGAAACCAAUAAUGGAUGACCCAAACAUGUACUCCAGAAAAAUUAUAUCACACUUACACUAUUUAUUUAUACCCAGGAAAGGUGAAGACUGGCCUUUUUUGUAUCAGGACAUAGGGAUUGACACAAUAAACCGACAAGCAGUAUUGUGUCACAGAGUUCUGAGGACACUGCAGCAGAUUGCACAUGAAUCCAAACUGCUAGAAAGGGAUACAUGGGAGUCCUUGUUAUUAUUUUUACUUGCAAUUAAUGAUACUUUGUUGGCACCUCCAACUGUGAAAGAUGAUGUAGCUGAUCAACUUUGUGAGAGAAUACUCAGUGUACUAUUUGAGAUUUGGCUAAUAGCUUGUGCUCAAUGCUUCCCUUCACCACCACUGUGGAAAACAUUAAGAGAAUGCUGCAUGAAUUGGCGACACAGAGUUGCACUAAUUGAGCAGUGGAACAGAGUGAAUCUUGCUUUAACUUCCAAGGUUCUUACAUUCAUGUAUGGACCCAACUUUCCUGAAUUAAAAAUUGGAGAUGAAGACAUUAUUCCCAUGGGCAUGAGUAACGACUGUAUUGCUCAAAGUUGGUAUCGGUUUUUAAACACCAUAGGAAAUCCAGUCAAUCUUACAAAACCAGAAGUAAUUAGCCAAACACAGAAAUUUUUGCAGUUUGCAAUUAGCACGGACGGAGUUGUCGAUCCCUCUCAGCACCCAUGUCUUCAGGCUUUGCCUUUGAUUUUCUUGAAAGCUAUCAAGGGAAUCGCAGGUCAAGUCGACGCCUUUCUAGGUCUAGCUCAACCUGUCUGGUGGGACUCUGUGGUGACUGGUGGCGGCAGCACGGACAAACUGAAGGAGGCCUCAUUGGCCUCCGUCUCACACUCGCCCACGCCUCCGACCCAAAGGAGGCUGGCUAAGAGCUUUAGCGUGGCACCGACUUCGGUUAACAAGGGUGUACCAAAAUCAACAUUGAUUAGUCUGACAACUAGUAGAAGUUCCGCAAUUCCCGUUACUUCUACAAAUUCCGGACCAAGUUCAACAUCAAGCGUUUCCUCAUUGACGUCGUUUGGACCUGACUCAAAAACACCAUUGGCACCAGGGCGACCGAAAUGCAACAGUAUCCUGCAUUUAUUCGGAGAAUGGCUGUUUGAAGCUGCUUUUAUAGGCUGCGAUCUACCGCAAAAGCAAAGUGAUCAAAAGCGUCCUAAUUCGAUAGUAAUGGAUAAUAAAUCUUCCCUAAGUUAUUCUCAACCCGGAUCGCUGGCCGAUUCCGGGGACUUCACCUCGAAUCUACCCAUCGAAAGAUACGAAGCCGGACGCGCUGAAGCGCUGGGCACCCUGUGUAGAAUAAUGUGCGCCAAGAAAACUGGUGAGGAAAUCCUGCCGGUAUAUUUGGCACGGUUUUACUUGGCGGUGCUGCAAGGACUGAAGCUGAAUUCGUACAGGGAGUGUGGUGAAACGAUGGUGGCGAUACUGUUGAAUUCCACCGAUUUGUUCCGUUUGGAUUUGGAUGGCGUUAGAGUAUUGGUGCCGUCGUUUAUUGCUGCAUUAGAACUGGUAUUGCCGAAUAAAGACCUAAAAGUACCAACAGGUGUCAACAAGGUGGAACUUAGAAGAGCAUCAAUACACUUGUUGUUGUCUAUACUUGUACUACCAUUGCACUUUCAAAAUGUCGUCAUUAAAGAACUAAUUAACACAGGACAUCCUGAGAAAGUGGUAACAUGCAGUCAAUUAAAACCCAAGAUGAUGAAUUUGUUGACUAACGGUUUACAAGUAGAGACGGACCCAGUCAAUACACAUAUGUUACUAGGGGGACUGUUUUUGUGCGUACAGGAUUCUGCGAUAUUUGAAAAAGUCCAACAGGUUCAACAAACCGCAGAGACAUCCAGCAAUCUGCUUAGUUCUGCUUCCGACACAGCAAGUACAAUAAGCAUGGCAAGCAGUAAUGACCGCAGUACAACUCCAGAUCAGGGUCCGUCGAUCGAAUACGACCCAUUGCUGUUGCCCCUAGAUUCUGCGCAUGCCCUGUUUGUACGUGCGACUUAUCUGGUAUGUCAUCGGUUGAUAUCGUCAUGGAAGACUGAUUUAAGCAUCUCCUUGGCGGCAUUAGAAUUGCUCUCGGGGCUUGCAAGAAUUCACAUUAAAGAAUCCAACGCGUUGGAGUGUAAGAGAACGGUGAAAUGGCUCUGUGAUUAUAUCAUUCAGCAAUGUUCAAAGCCUCCACAGGCUCAUUCAAAAGAUUUACAUUCCACGAUAGUCGCUGCUUUUCAAUGCUGCUCAGUUUGGCUUCUGGAACAUCCCUAUUUGCUGCGGGAUAAAGAGUGCCUAACGACUGUUUUGGAAGUGGCAGAACUUGGAGUGUCCGGUACUAAAUCGGUUGGAAAACCUGGAGAGGGUGUGAAAAUGAAGGAAGAAAAAGAAUUGAAGCCGGCUUCUAUGAGAGUAAGAGACGCAGCUGAGAAUUUAUUGACUUAUAUUUUGGAGCAAGUUGGUUAUUUUCCUAAUGAAUGUGGACCAGAGAGUAUAUCUUCACUCCUAGAUGAGGUUUCCCUGUUACAACAUUGCAAUUCUUGGCCCACCAAUUGCAAUGAUCAGUCCUCAGCUGUGGAAAGAUUCAGGUACUUUGUUACUGAAGGCUCUGUGAUGAUGGCUUUAUUAGAGGAACCACUGGGUAAUGAUCAAGAUCCACAGCCCACAGUAACAUUGCUGAUCCGUGGCCCAUUCGGACGACACGCCUGGACUUUGCAGUUACGUCAUUUGCCUCGACACCGGUCUGGUACUAAAUAUCACGCACCCAAUCCAUGUCGACCUGUAGUAAUGCAAGAUACACCAGUAAGGCCCCAAACAAAACAGAAAUACUUCCCUGACAGUGUUGAAAGAGUUUCUCACUGCAAAGUUGAUCAGUCCAUUCCAACCAUGGAGUCCGCUAUUGCAAACAACGAAACUGUAAAUUCGGAAACGAAUAUGUUGGCGCAAUUAAUUAACAGACAAACUGUUGUUGAAAACAAUUUGGCGGCAGUACAAUCUUCUACUGUUGCACCGGAAUGUUCGCCGCCUCCAGUGUGUCAUGAUUUCCAAACUGCCAGGUUGUUUUUGUCACAUUUCGGUCUCUUAACACUAGAUGAUGACGAAGAAAAAUCUGCAGUCAGUCCCAGUUUGGCAACUUUGGACAGUAGCGCCACAGACUUCUGCAAAGAUCUCUCUAUGUUAGACAAUAUGAGUCCGAGAACUUGGGACACAGUACACAUAUUCUACGUGCGUACUCAACAAACCCAAGCUCAAGAUAUUGUCAAUAAUGUUUUAAAUGAAAAUUUACUGUCGCCGUUUUUCUUGGAGUUCAUACAUUCCCUGGGUUGGCCUGUGGAAGUCAACAAACAUCCAGGUUGGACUGGACAUGUAUCCACGAGUUGGAAAGUGUCACCAAAUACACAACCGGCCUCGGCCCAGCCAUCAAAAUGUUACGACGGAUCGUCACAUGUUUUGUACUGGGCCGACGCAUGUUCUGAAGUAGCGUUUGUGGUGCCGUCUCAUGUUAAAUCCAAAGACGAUCAUUCUGAAUCAUUCCAAACGAGUAGCCUUUCAUCUUGGAGCGAACGCAGCUUAUCUGACAGUGGCUCCAGAGAUAAACGGACGCUGAGUUUGGAUUUGGAUAAACAACCGGUGGCACCAAAACGAUCCGGUCCAAGAUCAAAUUAUACUUACACCAAUACAAAAAUAAUGGUGGUUUGGCUGGAGAGUUUCGAGGAUCAUUUGACUUUACCAGUUGACGAUUUGCUAAAUUAUAUGAACACAGGACUUGAGAAAGGAGUUACACCCAAGUCUUCAGAUGUGUUGGUUAUUUAUUUGCACAUUUUAAGCACUGGACUGUUAAUAGUCAGUUUGCAAGGUCCGUCAGGAAGGGUCGGACUUGCGUCUCCUCUGGUAGAUGGUAUGGUGGUGAGCAGACGAGCUUUGGGACCUUUAGUGAGACAUACUGCUCUGAAUAUGGCUAGACGGAGACGUCUUGAUUCAGAAAGUUAUCAACCUCCACACGUUAGGCGGAGAUUGAAGGUACAAGAAAUUGUGCAAAAAUACAAGAGAGAGAUGAGUAAACCUGAAUUAUUAACUUACCUUUUUAGCUCUACUUAAAUUAUUUUACUUAAUUGAAUUAAGUACUAAAGUAUUAAUUGUUAAACUUAUUUAUUUUUUAUGUUUAAAACAACUGUUAAUAGUAUUAACUAACUUUAUUAUAACAAAUAUACAUAAAUAAAAAUAUUUACAAAGAA